Molecule: messenger RNA, 504 nt
Organism: Ylistrum balloti
Lineage: Eukaryota; Metazoa; Mollusca; Bivalvia; Pectinida; Pectinidae
Product: perlucin-like protein
Exons: 5
Coding region: 1-504 (167 amino acids)
Source: RefSeq, a predicted model, not a curated record
AUGACUUACCUUGCAAGAUUCGGUCCGAUUUUCAUAGUUGUGUUGGGUCAGGUGAUCUGUGGAUGUCCAAACGGCUGGGAAACCUAUAAUAGUUCCUGCUAUUUUGUGUCCGAUGACAGGAAAAACUGGACUGCAGCAUCGGACGCAUGUUCAUCGUUCCACGCCCACCUCGCUGAAGUUGAAGAUGCACAAGAGGACAAUUUCUUGAGGCAAAUGCUUAUACAACUUCAUACUGACCAUCGUGACUUUUGGCUCGGCGGGAAUGACAUAUUUGUGGAAGGAGACUGGAGAUGGUAUGAAAGUGGUCAGUACCUGGGUUACACUAACUGGAACCCGGGCGAGCCAAACAAUCACCACUCCUCUGGCGAGGACUGUUUAGAAGGAUAUCUCACUUAUUCUCAUUCGACUUUCCGAUGGAGAGAUCGACCAUGCAUGAUCAGAAUUUUUUAUAUUUGUGAGAUAAAGGAGAACAGGUUUCAAUGGAUUGAAUUGGGUCGAAAGUGA